Messenger RNA from Piliocolobus tephrosceles (Ugandan red Colobus), 1561 nucleotides. It is a transcript of the gene IDH3B, whose product is annotated as isocitrate dehydrogenase (NAD(+)) 3 non-catalytic subunit beta. Bases 45 to 1175 code for a protein of 376 amino acids. Gene Ontology annotation, molecular function: magnesium ion binding; NAD binding; oxidoreductase activity, acting on the CH-OH group of donors, NAD or NADP as acceptor. Gene Ontology annotation, cellular component: mitochondrion. The record is from RefSeq and is a predicted model, not a curated record. Gene Ontology annotation, biological process: isocitrate metabolic process; tricarboxylic acid cycle. The transcript is spliced from 12 exons. NCBI's taxonomy places the organism in Eukaryota, Metazoa, Chordata, Mammalia, Primates, Cercopithecidae.
GCCAGCUUCAGGCGUCACUUCUCACGCGACUUUCUGCGGGAAACAUGGCGGCACUGAGCGGUGUCCGCUGGCUGACCCGAGCGUUGGUCUCCACCGGGAACCCUGGGGCAUGGAGAGGUCUGAGUACCUCGGCCGCGGCGCACGCUGCAUCGCGGAGCCAGGCCGAGGACCUGAGGGUGGAGGGCUCCUUUCCCGUGACCAUGCUUCCGGGAGACGGUGUGGGACCUGAGCUGAUGCACGCCGUCAAGGAGGUGUUCAAGGCUGCCGCUGUCCCAGUGGAGUUCCAGGAGCACCACCUGAGUGAGGUGCAGAAUAUGGCAUCUGAGGAGAAGCUGGAGCAGGUGCUGAGUUCCAUGAAGGAGAACAAAGUGGCCAUCAUUGGAAAGAUUCAUACCCCGAUGGAGUAUAAGGGGGAGCUAGCCUCCUAUGAUAUGCGGCUGAGGCGUAAGUUGGACUUAUUUGCCAACGUAGUCCAUGUGAAGUCACUUCCUGGGUAUAUGACUCGGCACAACAAUCUAGACCUGGUGAUCAUUCGAGAGCAGACGGAAGGGGAGUACAGCUCUCUGGAACAUGAGAGUGCAAGGGGUGUGAUUGAGUGUUUGAAGAUUGUCACACGAGCCAAGUCUCAGCGGAUUGCAAAGUUCGCCUUUGACUAUGCCACCAAGAAGGGGCGGAGCAAGGUCACUGCUGUCCACAAGGCCAACAUCAUGAAACUUGGGGAUGGAUUGUUCCUGCAGUGCUGCGAGGAAGUUGCUGAACUGUACCCCAAAAUCAAAUUUGAGACAAUGAUCAUAGACAACUGCUGCAUGCAGUUGGUGCAGAAUCCUUACCAGUUUGAUGUGCUCGUGAUGCCCAAUCUCUAUGGGAACAUUAUUGACAAUCUGGCUGCUGGCCUGGUUGGGGGAGCUGGUGUGGUCCCUGGUGAGAGCUAUAGUGCAGAAUAUGCAGUCUUUGAGACGGGUGCCCGGCACCCAUUUGCCCAGGCAGUGGGCAGGAAUAUAGCCAAUCCCACAGCCAUGCUGCUGUCGGCUUCCAACAUGUUGCGGCAUCUCAAUCUCGAGUAUCACUCCAACAUGAUUGCAGAUGCAGUGAAGAAGGUGAUCAAAGUUGGCAAGAUCCCAUCUGCUGUUCCCUCUUUCCUGCUUCAUCCACUGCCCUUUUCAUGGGCCAUCUGAAUGCAGAACUUGCAGCUCUCCUUGGGGGUGGAACAGCAAGGGAUACAGGCAGGCUGAAGCAUCAGCUUCACCUUCACACCCAUCUCCUUUCCGCUGCGAUUCUUUCCUUCCACCUGGUCUUGUCUCUGUUUCUUCCAAGGAAGGUAGCCACAUCGCGCCUCUGAUCUGCAUUUCCCAUCAUCUUUGCCUGCUCAGCCUUCUGUCUUGCUCUGGCUGCAGCACAGCUAAUAGUGGCUUAAGAGGAGUGGGCAGGUCCAUGUGCUUCCCAACCUGGCUCCUCCUUCCAUUCCUGUGCAUUGCCUCUUUUUUCUGGCUGUCACGCAUUCUUGGAUUCCAUUUCCUCAAUCACAUUGCCCUACCUCCCUUCAUGGGCUCUCUUUUCUCCC